Messenger RNA from Parastagonospora nodorum SN15, 853 nucleotides. RefSeq lists its product as hypothetical. The record is from RefSeq and is a predicted model, not a curated record. Lineage: Eukaryota; Fungi; Ascomycota; Dothideomycetes; Pleosporales; Phaeosphaeriaceae. The transcript has a single exon. Gene Ontology annotation, molecular function: oxidoreductase activity. The coding region runs from base 1 to 783 and encodes 260 amino acids.
AUGUCUUACGCAUACAACAAGACCCUCGUGGUAGGAGCUACUUCAGGAAUCGGCUGGGCGCUCGCCGAAAAGAUUGUUCAGGAUGGCAAGCAGGUUAUCCUCGUUGGACGGAGGAAGGAAAAGCUUGAUGAAUUUCAACAGAAGUAUGGCAGCGAGAAGGUCCAGUCUAUCGUCUUCGACAUCAGCAAGCUCGAGGAGAUCCCAAACUUUGUGAAGGAAGUGACGAGCAAGCAUUCGGAUCUCGACUCAGUCUUCCUCAAUGCAGGCAUACAGCGCGGCUUCGACUUUUCGAAACCAGAGACGGUGGAUCUGAGCAUGUUGGAGAUGGAGUUCCGGACAAACUACCUGUCAUACAUGCAUCUGACGACUGCAUUCACGCCGUUCCUGCAAAAGCAGAACAAAGAGACGAGCUUCAUCUACACCACAUCCGGCCUUGCACUCCUGCCUUUACCGCGUUGCCCAAACUACUGCGCCAGCAAGGCCGCACUGCAUCAUAUGAUCCUUGUACUUCGCGAGCAGCUGCGCACCGGGCCGGGUAACAUUAAGGUCAUAGAAAUCUUCCCUCCCGCUGUACAAACGGAAUUGCACGACGAGAAGCAUCAGCCCGACAUCAAGGACGGACGCAACAUCGGGAUGCCAUUGGAAGAGUUUACCAACGAGGCUUGGGCGGGCUUGACAGAGGGCAAGGAGCAGAUUCCUGUUGGCUUUGUGGGCAAGGCGUUUGAUGCUUUCGAGAACAAGAGGCAAGAGAUGUUCCAUGGUCUCAUGAUGAAAAUGCACUAGGCGUGAGGAAGAGCAUCGAUAGGGUCCAGCAUCUUCUGCGAUAGAGGAAUGUAUGCAACGCGAUCAUAUU